GAGGGAGGGAUGGCCGCCUUGGAGCUGUACCGGAUGACCACCAUCGGCGUCAACCUCACGGCGACGCUGGACGAGAUGGUCUUCAGCGGCAGGCUCAGCCCCGAGCUCGCCGUCCGGGUCCAACUGCAGUUUGACGAGUCCAUGAGCGCCUUGCUGGAGAAGCAGGUGACGAGCAUGGCCUUCUUCAAGGGCAAUCUGCACACCUACAGGUACUGCGACAACGUCUGGACUUUCAUCCUGAGAGAUGCGACGUUCAGGAACGAGGAGAUGGCAGGGGCAGAGAAUAUCGGCAACGUGAUGAUCGUGGCCUGCAAUUCCAGUUUGCUGAAGCCUAAGGAGCCUCCACAACAGUAA
Molecule: messenger RNA, 354 nt
Organism: Lolium rigidum
Lineage: Eukaryota; Viridiplantae; Streptophyta; Magnoliopsida; Poales; Poaceae
Product: transcription initiation factor IIA subunit 2-like
Exons: 3
Coding region: 10-354 (114 amino acids)
Biological process (GO): transcription initiation at RNA polymerase II promoter; RNA polymerase II preinitiation complex assembly
Cellular component (GO): transcription factor TFIIA complex
Molecular function (GO): RNA polymerase II general transcription initiation factor activity; TBP-class protein binding
Source: RefSeq, a predicted model, not a curated record